This is a messenger RNA of Aureobasidium uvarum, 480 nucleotides long. The record is from the annotation of a GenBank genome assembly. Lineage: Eukaryota; Fungi; Ascomycota; Dothideomycetes; Dothideales; Saccotheciaceae.
AUGGAGUUGAGAGACAAGCUCGCGCCGGAUGAAAAGGUUGGCUGGUUCGUGGUUGUCUGUGGGGACGAAGAUCGCACAGAUACAGGCCUGGAAGAGGAGGAAGAGGAGGAAGCCUAUGCGACAAAUACGACAUUGCCGGUCGGGCUACCAGUUCGGGGAGCGGCGCAUACUCGACCGGUCACGUCCAAAGAAGGCGGCUAUAAUGGAGCUACGCCCGAGACUACCUACACCAACUACAGCGACACGACGAGUUCACGGCGUAGCAGACAAAGCAGAAAUAGCAGCGAAGUAUGCUUCAAGCCCAACAAGACACGGCUACCAGACAACCCACUAACAAACGUGCAGCGUACCCCUACCGUCACGACAGCACCAACAGCAAGUCCCAGUCUUGAGUCACCACGCGAGAAGAAAGGUCUACGCAAGAUGUUCAGUAUGGUGAGACAGAAGAGCAUGUCGAGUCUGCGUAGCAAGAAGAGGUGA